Messenger RNA from Nicotiana tabacum (common tobacco), 516 nucleotides. RefSeq names its product homeobox-leucine zipper protein ATHB-52-like. The record is from RefSeq and is a predicted model, not a curated record. Gene Ontology annotation, cellular component: nucleus. Gene Ontology annotation, molecular function: sequence-specific DNA binding; DNA-binding transcription factor activity, RNA polymerase II-specific. NCBI's taxonomy places the organism in Eukaryota, Viridiplantae, Streptophyta, Magnoliopsida, Solanales, Solanaceae. Gene Ontology annotation, biological process: positive regulation of DNA-templated transcription.
AUGUCAGUGUACNCUCAAACUCGGAAGAACAAUCUCAAGUGUCACAAGAAAAGGCUCACUCAAGAUCAAGUAAGGCUUUUGGAGAUUAGCUUCAACUCCAACAACAAGCUCGACUCCAAUAGAAAAUCCCAGCUCGCUCAGGAACUGGGAUUGCCACCCAGGCAAGUUGCAAUAUGGUAUCAGAACAAGCGAGCACGAUGGAAAAGCCAGAGCCUCGAGGUUGAUUACAAGGCCUUGCAACAAAGAUUAGAUAAUGCUAUGUUGGAUAAUGAGAGGUUAAAAUUGGAAGUUGAGAGGCUUAAGGAGGAACUAAACAAAGCUCAAGAAAUGUUGUUGGCAUUCAACACCACAACUAAUAAUUAUUCAUCAAUUUCAAGUUCUUGUGAUGAAGUUGGGAGUUCAUGUUUGCAGCUUCAUGAUCAAUCCAAACAUCAUCUUGAUAAGGAGCUCUAUGCUUGUUUAAUUGGUGAUGAAGGCCACUUUGGCCAUAAUUUCUUUGCUUCAUCUAUGUCUUGA